Messenger RNA from Quercus robur (English oak), 2448 nucleotides. RefSeq names its product arginine--tRNA ligase, chloroplastic/mitochondrial-like. Bases 58 to 2010 code for a protein of 650 amino acids. Gene Ontology annotation, molecular function: arginine-tRNA ligase activity; ATP binding. NCBI's taxonomy places the organism in Eukaryota, Viridiplantae, Streptophyta, Magnoliopsida, Fagales, Fagaceae. Gene Ontology annotation, biological process: arginyl-tRNA aminoacylation. The record is from RefSeq and is a predicted model, not a curated record. Gene Ontology annotation, cellular component: cytoplasm. The transcript is spliced from 18 exons.
AGUUAACACAGAUUAGCGUUGGGCUGGGCGGGUAGAGAAUCUAGAGAAAAGAGUAAUAUGUUAGGGUGCUUAACCCUAUUUGUAGCGCCAUCUUCCUAUUCUUCCCCAUUUCUCUCCUUCAACUUCAACUUCAACUUCAAUCGCCUCUCUCACUUUCGCCCCUCUAUAUCUCUCCCUUCCACUACUGACUUGUUGAGAACAACAUCUAGGAGGCUCAUUUUGGCAACAAAGAAACGCUGUGUCUCAACAAUGGCAAAUGAAGAAGAAAAUGUGAAGCGAAAGUUAGCAAAACUCUUUGAGGUGGCACUUAAGGUGACGGUGCCCAGUGUUGCGGAUGUAGAGCCUUUGGUUGCUGCUUGCACUGGAAAAUUUGGAGAUUACCAAUGUAACAAUGCCAUGGGCCUAUGGUCUAAAAUAAAAGGAAAGGAAACUGAGUUUAAGGGCCCCCCAGCUGUUGGACAGGCCAUCAUGCGAAACCUCCCACAAUCUGACAUAAUAGAAUCCUGUUCCGUAGCUGGGCCAGGAUUUGUGAAUGUCAAAUUAUCGAGGAAUUGGAUGGCUCAGAGUAUUCAAAGAAUGCUAAUUGAUGGUAUCGAUACAUGGGCACCACGACUUCCAGUCAGAAGGGCUGUGGUUGAUUUUUCUUCACCUAAUAUAGCAAAAGAAAUGCAUGUAGGCCAUUUAAGAUCUACCAUUAUUGGGGACACAAUAGCCCGUAUGCUUGAGUUUUCAUGUGUUGAAGUUCUUCGGCGAAAUCAUGUUGGUGACUGGGGAACACAGUUUGGUAUGCUGAUUGAAUUCCUCUUUGAAAAGUUUUCAAAUUGGGAAGAUGUUAAUGAAGCAGCUAUUGGAGAUCUACAGGAAUUCUAUAAAGAAUCAAAAAAGAGAUUUGACAGUGAUCCUGAUUUUAAGGAGAGGGCACAGAAGGCAGUGGUUCGCCUCCAGGGUGGGGAACAGAAGUAUCGUAAGGCAUGGACCCAGAUUUGUGAAAUCAGUCGAAAUGAAUUUAACAGGGUUUAUCAACGCCUUGGAGUUCAGUUAGAGGAAAAGGGGGAAAGCUUCUACAAUCCAUAUAUUCCUGCGGUUUUGAAGGAAUUGACUAGUAAAAAUUUAGUUGAGGACAGUCAGGGGGCUCGUGUGAUCUUUCUUGAAGGGUUUAAUAUACCCCUUAUUGUUGUGAAGAGUGAUGGUGGUUACAAUUAUGCUUCAACUGAUCUAGCAGCUAUUUGGUAUCGUCUUAAUGAAGAGAAAGCUGAGUGGAUGAUAUAUGUUACUGAUGUUGGUCAGCAGCAGCACUUUGAUAUGGUGUUUAAGGCUGCCAAACGUGCAGGUUGGCUUUCUACUGAUGAUAAUGCAUACCCUAAAGCUAGCCAUGUGGGUUUUGGUCUUGUUCUUGGAGAUGAUAAGAAGCGCUUUCGAACUCGCAGCAGUGAAGUGGUUCGGUUAGCUGAUUUACUGGAUGAAGCCAAGAGUCGCUGUAAAACAACACUUAUUGAACGUGGUAAGGGGGAUGAAUGGACUGAAGAGGAGCUUGAGCAAACUGCUGAGGCAAUAGGUUAUGGUGCUGUCAAGUAUGCUGACUUGAAGAACAACAGAUUGACCAAUUACACGUUUAGUUUUGAUCAAAUGCUGAAUGAUAAGGGGAAUACUGCUGUAUACUUGCUGUAUGCUCAUGCUCGGAUCUGUUCAAUCAUCAGGAAAUCUGGUAAAGACAUAGAGGAAUUGAAGAGUAUGGGGGCAAUAGUUUUGGAUCAUGCGGAUGAACGUGCAUUGGGGCUUCAUCUGCUACAAUUUUCUGAGGUUGUUGAGGAGGCCUGCACCAAUCUAUUGCCGAAUGUGUUGUGUGAAUACCUCUAUAAUUUGUCGGAAUUCUUUACAACGUUCUAUUCCAAUUGUCAGGUCGUUGGAUCAGCUGAGGAAACGAGCAGACUCUUGCUAUGCGAAGCAACUGCAACUGUGAUGAGGAAAUGCUUUUAUCUCCUUGGGAUCGCACCCGUUUACAAGAUAUGAUAUUAUACAAUAACGCGUAUAACCCAUUUAAAGGGUUCAAAAUGUUUCCAAUGUGUGCCGACUCUCUGAGUACGCUGUACAGAUAGCGUUUGGGAUGCAAGUUUUGGUGAAUUUUGGCCAUGCAAUGUGAUAGUUUCAAUAUCUAGUUGUUAAUUACUUUUUUCUUUAUUGUUGACUUUUAUUAUUUUCUUUUGGCUAAACGUACUUAAGAUUGGACUCCUCACGAAAGAAGCAAUCAUAUGAGAAUUUAAGGAGCCCUGGCUGAUCUAGUGGUUCCUAGAAAUCAAGUUCACAAAUUCUUACAUCUGUGUAGUCGAAAGUGCAAAAGCCUUUGCCAUUGAACUAUUUUAAUAUCGGAUCAUAUCAUAUUGGUGAAACUACAUUAUUGUUCCCUGAAAAUUUAACUUGUGAGUAUAAUUGGUCUUUCAAGUUUUAGAA